CCCGGCCAUGAGGUGUGUAGCAGAGCACUGUGGAUGCCGAGGUUAUGGACUUAAAUUUCCUCCAGUUACAUUCGUUUAAUAGAGAUUAAACCUCGGCCACGUAAAAGCCUAGAUGCGAGAUUUCCUUCUACUGAAAUCAAAUCGACUGGUGAUAAGGAUUUUUUAAAAAGACACUGAAAUUAUUUACAAACUGAAAUGUCUGCAAGACAAUCAAGCCAGACCAACCCUGUGCCAGACGUUGACCCUGAGGAGCCCGAGGAGGUCACCGAGGCUGUGUGUCUGGAGUCAGAGCUCCAAGAUGGACAGAUGAUGGAGGUUGAAGUUGGUCACCAUAAUGUCCUGUUGGCACGCUGUGAGGGGGUUUACUAUGCAGUUGGCAACCAAUGCACCCACUAUGGGGCCCCACUGAGCAGAGGUUACCUGGGUGACCAUAGGGUCCGCUGCCCAUGGCAUGGGUCCUGCUUCGACCUCAAGACAGGUGAUCUGGAGGAGUUCCCUGCAAUGGACUGCUUGCCUACUCACAAGGUGAAAGUCGAGAAUAGUAAAGUAUAUGUAUCGAUCAACAAAAAGUCUCUGGAACAGAACAAACGGCUAAAGCCGAUGGGCACCAGAGUUCCUGAAGUCUCCCACACCGUCAUACUGUUAGGUGGAGGGUGUGCCUCUUUGGUGUGUGCUGAAACAUUGCGGCAAGAGAACUAUGGCGGUCGGAUCAUCAUGGUGACAAGAGAUGACCUGUUGCCGUAUGACAAAACCCGACUCAGCAAGGUCAUGAAUGUGGAAAGUGACAGUAUCCUGUUGAGAAGAAUGGAGUUUUUCCAUCAGUAUGACAUAGAAGUGUGGCUCAGAAAGGAGGCUAUGUCAAUAAAUACUGACAAGAAAACAGUGACAUUCAACGAUGGCAUUACUCAAUGUUAUGACCAGCUUUUAAUUGCAACUGGCUGUAGAGCCAAGGGACUGGAGUGUCCUGGAUCUGACCUGGAGAACAUCUUGAUGUUGGAGACCCCGGAGGAUGCCAGACGAAUCCAUUAUGCCUGCGUGAACAACAGGAUAGUUGUUGUGGGCACAUCCUUUGUUGGCAUGGAGAUAGCUUCAUACAUGACUGAAAAGGCAUUCAGCAUCACCGUCAUUGGUAGCAGCGAAAUACCUUACCAGAGGACCUUUGGACCCGAUAUUGGGAAGAUUACUAUGAUGAUACUGGAAGAAAAGGGUGUGACAUUUUACAUGAAUGACAUUGUGACAGAAAUCAGAGGGGAAGACAAGAAGGUGAAAGAGAUAGUCCUGAAAAGUGGCACUGUUAUCCCUGCUGAUAUUCUUAUAGUGGGCAUUGGUGUCAUUCCAAACUCAGAGUGCCUGCAAGGGAGUAACGUUACAAUGGAUGCAAAGAACUACGUCCCUGUUGACAAGUAUAUGAGGACAAACAUAAAGGACGUCUUCUGUGCAGGGGACCUGUCAACAUUCCCUCUGAAAAUGGCCAAAGACCAGAAAGUAAACAUAGGCCACUGGCAGCUAGCACAGGCACAUGGACGGGUGGCAGCCCUGAACAUGCUGCAUAAAGAGGUGGAGUUCGACUCUGUGCCUUUCUACUGGACCGUCCUCCUGGGCAUGACCAUCCGUUACACAGGUUUUGGGGAGGGCUACACUGAUUUAGUAUUAAAAGGAAAAGUUGAGCAUUCCAAAUUCCUCGCACUAUAUAUCAAGGAGGACCAAGUGGUGGCCGCUGCAGGGCUGAACUUUGACCCUGCAGUUUCCGUGGUUGCAGAGAGGUUAGCCACUGGUAAAGUCAUUUCAAAAGCAGAAGCCGAAUCUGAUGAUCUCACCUGGUUGCAUCUGCCCGAUCUAAACCUGUCUUGACACCAGCCUGGAAUGUUCCUCCUCCUGACCUCCCAGUCUCAUCCAGAUCCUCUGUACUCUCAUCUUUCCAUUUCAAAGUCUGUGUCCUCACACACACCUUGUCCCUUUCUUAAGAGUUUUCUAGCAAUUGUAUUAAGCUUAGUGUUACACUUAUUUCACAACCUUUUUUAUCUGUUUGACCAAUAGCACAUAGAUAAGGAUGAAUCACAUAUGCAUGGUAGUAGUCUGUUUUCAGGGCAGACAAAACAACAGUAGAAACCCCCCUGGCGGCAUGUACCGCUGCCCUUGUAAACCAAAACGCCCAAACAGAACACAAGAGGGGAUUAGAUAAAACAGUGGUCUACGGGUCACAUCAAUGAGCAAGGGGUGCAGGAUUUGGCAGCGAUGACAAAAAGGGCAACACACAAUAGGACUGAACAAGCACAGCACAAAAGGCCAAAACGAAACAAGUGAGGCCCUUUACAUCAAAAUUGCUGUGCUGCCUCUCUUUUUCUCUCCUUCUCUGUCCCCUCUUACACACACAUAUGAAGAGUUCA
Molecule: messenger RNA, 2387 nt
Organism: Alosa sapidissima (American shad)
Lineage: Eukaryota; Metazoa; Chordata; Actinopteri; Clupeiformes; Clupeidae
Product: apoptosis-inducing factor 3
Exons: 19
Coding region: 196-1851 (551 amino acids)
Cellular component (GO): cytoplasm
Molecular function (GO): oxidoreductase activity, acting on NAD(P)H; flavin adenine dinucleotide binding; 2 iron, 2 sulfur cluster binding
Source: RefSeq, a predicted model, not a curated record